Messenger RNA from Penicillium digitatum Pd1, 684 nucleotides. Its product is annotated as nitroreductase family protein. Gene Ontology annotation, molecular function: oxidoreductase activity. The record is from RefSeq and is a predicted model, not a curated record. Gene Ontology annotation, biological process: cellular response to oxidative stress. Lineage: Eukaryota; Fungi; Ascomycota; Eurotiomycetes; Eurotiales; Aspergillaceae.
AUGACACCCCGGUCAUUUUGCUCCUCAGCUGGUAAUCGGGCCCCAACCCCAGCAGCAAACAUGUCCAGCGCCAUACUUGAUCUAGCCAAGAACAGGCGCACGAUCUACAAGCUCGGCAAGAAAAGCCCAGUCGCAGACUCCACAAUUGAAGAGCUCGUCCAUGCCGCCAUUCUGAAUAUCCCCAGUGCUUUCAAUACCCAGUCUACGCGGCUAGUCGUUCUCUUGCAUGAUCAGCACGAUAGACUGUGGGAUCUCGCUAUCGAGGCCUUUGAGGAACUCGUGAAGGCGGGCAAGAUCCCACAGGAGCUUUGGGCGAAGCAGACGUUGCCGAAGUUACUUGGUUUUAAGGGGGCGUAUGGCACGAUCCUCUUCUACGAAGACCCAGCGCACAUCAAGCCGAUGCAGGAGAAAUUCGCUGCUUUCAAGGAGAACUUCGUGCCGUGGGCGGACCACUCUAAUGCUAUGCAUCAGUACUUCCUCUGGGCCGGCCUUGAAGGGCUCGGUUUCGGUGCGAACUUGCAACACUAUAGCCCGCUCAUUGACGCGGGUGUUGCGACGCAGUGGGAUUUGCCCAGUGACUGGCGGAAUGUUGCUCAGUUAGUCUUUGGAAGUCCUGAGGGUGCUGCUGGGGAGAAGGUACAGAAGCCUGUUGAGGAGAGGGUUAAGAUUUUUGGGAAAUUGUAG